UUUCAGCCGGUUAAGUGUUCCCAGCGCACCUAUAAUUUUGCAGGAAAAUUAGCAUUAGCGAGGGAAAAGCAUGUAGUAGUAUGCAAUAAAUUGUGUGUGCAGUUAUACGUGAGAAGGCCUGCAUGUUUUAGCGACAGAUGAUUAAAAACAACUCAGAUGUUAAAGUGAUUAGCAACAUUCUCGGUUUGUUGUGUUUUGUUUUAGCCUUGGUGUCUUGUGAGAACCUGAGCGGAACGUUAAACAGAACCACAUUAACGUCACAUUAAUUAUUGAACUUUACCGAUUCACUUGUGCUCGCUAUAAACCGUUAAUUUUCUAACUCUGGCUGUGCAAACUAUACUGGAAAAGAAACGAGAAGAAAAAAAAACACUGCAAGUAACUGAGGAUCUAAGGCCCACCGGAUGGCUGCUACAGCCGGACCGAGCUCUGAAAACGACCCCAUAGAUUUAUACGGUGAUCUGAAUCCAAACGAUGAGGAUCUGGAAAAAAUUGCGGAAGCAAAUGAACUUUUUGAUGCUGUUCUAACUGGUUCGGUUAAUCAGGACAAUAAAACUACUAGAGAUGCAGCCAAGGAAGCACCAGCUAAAGAGGAGAAAAAACCAACUGAUGUGAAAACACAAACAGGAGGAAAUGCGUUAAGGAGACUAUCUUUGUAUAUCGGAAAUUUCCCUUGGUGGACAUCUGAUAAGGACCUUAAAAGCAUGGCCCAGAGGCUAGGUGUGAAGGACGUCGUAGAUAUUAAAUUUGCUGAGAACAGAGUUAAUGGCCAAUCAAGAGGUUAUGCAGAAGUGGUGGUGACCUCAGAGGAGUCACUUAAAAUAUUGUUGGAAAAAAUACCUCAGUGUAAUGUCAAUGGAGAGAGGGUAGACUGUCGCUUCGCCACUUGCCAGAACCUUGCUAUUUUUGAGGAAAUUGCCAAUAAACGUAUACCCAUGCGCGUUAACCCGAGACCCAAGGAAUCUGAUUCUACAGAAAUUACUCUCACAUCAUCGUCAUCAUCAUCAUCACAGGACUAUAGCCUACCCCCUAUACCUCCACUUUUCCCACCACAUGCGAACAGCUAUCCUGCACCAUCUAGUCCUUUUCUUAUUCAGCCACCUCCACUGUUCCCACCCAUGGCACCAGCAAUUCCUCCACUCAUGUCGUCACAUUUGUUCCCACCCCAUCCUGCACAUGUGCCUGGCCAACCGCCUCCCAGUUUGCACAUAAAUCCUGCAUUCUUCACCCCGACACAGGAUGGACACAGCAGCAAAACGUACAGCCAACAAAAACAAGGUACAGAUGGUGAUUUUGAGGAGCUAAUGAACAGAAAUAGGACGAUUGCCAGCAGUGCAAUCACCAAGGCUGUUUCUGGAGCAACAGCUGGGGACUUGCGUAUGGCCAUGGAAACAUUAUUAACUGCUAUAGCCAUCAUUAAGCAGUCCAGAGUGUAUGGAGAUGAACGCUGCCAAGCUCUGGUCACCUCACUAAAAGACUGUUUAGUCUCUAUCCAGGGUGACUACGGCCACAGCAAGAACAGUCGUUCUAGAGAAAAAGAAAGAGACCGGGACAGAGGUCGUGAAAGAGACCGAGAGCGUGACCGGGAGCGAGAACGCGACAGAGACCGGCAUAGAGAACGGGACAGAGAUGACUCUUAUGGCUGGGAGGUGGCACGAAGACACAGAGAACAUUCCUGGAUUGGAGACCGGGACAAGGGGCGCUCACGGGAACGGGAGCGGCACAGAGACCAUAGAGACAGAUACCGCUAACUUGACUGAUGGAAACUGAUACAGAGAGGAUAUUCACCUAUGGGGAUAUGAAACUAAGGAAUUGUAUCUCAGUCUAAAGUGUACAAUUGCUGUUGUUCAUCUCCUGUACAUAGUAGGACUCUUGGAUCUGGAUGUAGAUUUUCUUCCUGUGAAAUAUAUUUCAAUGAUUGCAUGCAGUUACCUUAUGUAAUACAGUAUAUCACUUUUUGUAUGAAAUCUACCUAAUAAAAAAAAAAUCCCCAAAA
Messenger RNA from Melanotaenia boesemani (Boeseman's rainbowfish), 1993 nucleotides. RefSeq names its product cleavage and polyadenylation specificity factor subunit 7-like. Gene Ontology annotation, cellular component: mRNA cleavage and polyadenylation specificity factor complex. The transcript has 9 exons. NCBI's taxonomy places the organism in Eukaryota, Metazoa, Chordata, Actinopteri, Atheriniformes, Melanotaeniidae. The record is from RefSeq and is a predicted model, not a curated record. Gene Ontology annotation, biological process: mRNA alternative polyadenylation. Gene Ontology annotation, molecular function: mRNA binding. The coding region runs from base 402 to 1748 and encodes 448 amino acids.